AUGAUCUGUUGUUCCAUCUGUCUGGAUCUACUGAAGGAUCCGGGGACGAUUCCCUGUGGACACAACUACUGCAUGGACUGUAUUAAAACCCACUGGGAUGGAGAGGAUGGGAGGGGUCCUCUGUGCAGGAAGACCUUCACGCCCAGACCCGUCCUGGUGAGAAACAGCAUGUUAGCAGAGUUAGUGGAGGAGAUGAAGACGACUGGACUUCAAGCUGAUCUCUGCUAUGCUGGACCUGAAGAUGUGACCUGUGAUGUCUGCACUGGGAGGAAGGUGAAAGCUGUCCAGUCCUGUUUGGUCUGUCUGGCCUCUUACUGUGAGAAACAUCUCCAACCUCACUAUGAUGCUCCUGCUUUUCAAAAACACCAGCUGGUGGAUCCCUCCAAGAAGCUCCAGGAGAACAUCUGCUCUCUCCACCAUGAGGUGAUGAAGAUCUUCUGUCGUACCGAUCAGCAGAGUAUCUGUUAUCUGUGUGCAAUGGAUGAACAUAAAGGUCAUGAAACAGUUGCAGCUGCAGCAGAAAGAUGUGAGAAGCAGAAGGAGCUGGAGGUGAGUCGACAACAAAUCCAGCAGAGAAUCCAGGUCCGAGAGAAAGACGUGGAGCUGCUUCAGCAGGAGGUGGAGGACAUCAACGUCUCUGCUGAUAAAGCAGUGGAGGACAGUGAGAAGACCUUCAACGAGGUGAUCCGCCUCCUCCAGAAAAGCAGCUCUGAUGUGAAGCAGCAGGUCAGAUCCCAGCAGGAACAUGAAGUGAGUCGAGUCAAACAUCUUCAGGAGAAACUGCAGCAGGAGAUUACUGACCUGAAGAGGAGAGAAGCUGAGCUGGAGAAGCUCUCACACACAGAGGACCACAACCAGUUCCUCCACAACUACCCCUCACCGUCACCCCUCAGUGGCUCCACACUCUCAUCCAGCAUCCAGAUUCGUCCUCUCAGGUACUUUGAGGACGUGACAGCAGCUGUGUCAGAGACCAGAGAGAAACUACAGGACCUUCUGAGAGAGACGUGGACAAACAUCUCACUGUCAGUGGCUGAAGUUGAUGUUUUACUGUCGGAACCAGAACCAAAGACCAAAGAUGGAUUCUUGAAACUUUCUCAAGACAUCACUCUGGAUCCAAACACAGCUCACAAACAUCUGUUUAUAUCUGAUGCCAACAGAAAAGUGACUUUAAUGAAAAAAGAACUGUCUUAUUGUGAUAAUCCAGGCAGAUUCACUAAUUGGUGGCAAGUGCUGAGCAAGCAGAGUAUGAGUGGACGGUGUUACUGGGAGGUGGAGGUGAGAGGAGAAGCAGUUUGUGUUGCAGUGGCGUACAAGAACAUCAGCAGAGCGGGGAACCUGCAAGGUUGUGGGUUUGGAUACAACCAGGAAUCUUGGGCGUUACAAUGUUACACAGACGGUUACACACUGCGGUACAACAACAUUAAAACUCCUGUUUCAGGUCCUCCUUCCUCCAGAGUUGGAGUGUACCUGGACCACGGAGCUGGUCUUCUGUCCUUCUACAGCGUCUCUGAGACCAUGACCCUCCUCCACAGAGUCCAGACCACCUUCACCCAGCCGCUCCACGCUGGACUCUGGCUUUCAUAUCGUGGAGCCUCUGUUGAGCUCAUGAAGUUGAACCUGCUGCAAGACCUCCAACAUCAUCCCUGUUCCCAAGAGGCCAAGGACCACAGGACCUACCGACCUCAGACCGUCACCCCGACCUCUGUGAAAGCCCAGCAGAGGAAGUUCUUCCUGCAGCAGCUGAAGAAAUUCACCCUGCCAGAGACCAUGAUGCACUUCUACAUCACAGUUGGAUAA
Cololabis saira (Pacific saury) is the source of this 1797-nucleotide messenger RNA. RefSeq names its product tripartite motif-containing protein 16-like. Gene Ontology annotation, molecular function: protein binding; zinc ion binding. The coding region runs from base 1 to 1797 and encodes 598 amino acids. The record is from RefSeq and is a predicted model, not a curated record. NCBI's taxonomy places the organism in Eukaryota, Metazoa, Chordata, Actinopteri, Beloniformes, Belonidae. The transcript has 4 exons.